AUGAAACCACUUCAUAAAGGUUUUACCAGUGACAUGAAGAAAACCAUCGGUCUCUCAGAUCUGCAGUGCGCUUGUCUGAAGCAUCCUGACCAAGCUGGCGGAUCAGACAGACAACCAGGACAGCUGGAUUCAGCUUGUUUACCUCCACUUGGGGGAGUGUAUGUCACUCCUGAAUGUUUUGUAGCUUUUAUUGGGGUUUCAAAUGAGUGCACUUGGACUUGUAAGCUGUCAGCUGGGUUGAAUGGUAAUAUAGUUAAAUUAAUUUUGUUUUCUCUCGUUAUCUUUCCAGGUGACCUGGCCCAACUUCAUCUGCCUCAGAAAAAUGUAGAAGUGAUCCAAGGGAAGAUGGUAGUGCUGCAGGCUUCUUACACUGGUGUGGAUAGUAAGGACAGUACAGUGGUCUGGAACUACAUGUCCAGCAGCGUAGAAAUGAUCAUUUCAUACGUCAAUGGAGGCUUAAGUUAUAGCACUUCCCAGUUUGCAGGUCGAGUCGGUUUUAUGCAUAAGAUGCCUAACACCGACAUUUCCCUGUACAUUAACAACACCAAAGCAUCAGACUCAGGAAAGUACAUGAUCCAGGUCAUUAAUCAGAAAGCCCCAGGAGGACUCACCGGAGAGCUCACCCUUAAUGUUAAAGCCCCUCCUUCAGUACCAGUUUGUCAAGUUAAAGGAAAGCCUGUUCUUAAAGGGAACAUCACUCUGGCUUGUAACUCUAAAGAUGGUAAACCAGCACCAAAAUACAAGUGGACCAAGACCAGCCCCACCUCAGAGAUCUUCUUUCCUCCUGCACAAAAUGAAACAGCAGGAACUUUAAAACUGAACAAUCUGAGCAGUAAUAUGUCAGGGAAAUACAUGUGCACUGCAUCCAACUCUGCAGGAGAAGAGAGGUGCUACAUCAACCUGGAAGUCAUCACAUCGACUAAUGCAGGGAUGAUGGCUGGUGUUACGGUCGGUUGUAUUGUAGCUCUCAUCCUGAUCAUUCUCUUCUUCGUCUUCAUGUGGACAAGACAGAAAGACACAGAGGAGGAUUUGGCAAAUGAAAUCAAAGAGGAUGCUCAGGCUCCCAAACGUGUCUCAUGGGCCAAGAGUGGCACUGGAUCUGACAUCAUCUCUAAAAACGGCACCCUGUCCUCCAUUCACACCGGCUAUUACCCACGAGACACUCAGAACCACCACCAUUACCCUCACUCCGACACCGCAUCCAUCCUCACAGCCACGAGGGGCAGCACAGCCGGCUACCGCUCGCAGCCUCCAGCAAACGCCACACUGGAGCGCACAUUGCCAGGCUACAACACCAACCCCACCCUGCCUCAUGGACUUCUGGGACCCCCCAGCCCCAAUGGAGGCUCCCAGCACUCCUUAGUGCCACAGCCAGCUUCCGCCCAGCCUCAGAUUCCACGUCCGCCCGUGCUGCCCACCACCCUAACUGCUGCCAACAUCUCCCGCAUGGGAGGGGUACACAUUAUGGUACCAGCGCAAAACCAAGCUGGCUCUCUGGUGUAGAACCAAACAUUUCUGCUCAACCUCUGAUGGGAAAGAGAGAAGAAGACAUCAUGUCUGCGGUCCCACAAACUGAAGCACAUUAGAAAGGAUGGAUUGGAACCGAUAAGCUUAUUGCCUCUGUAUGGAAACAGUAUGAUGUAAUUUUCUUUUUUUGAAUUUAUAUAUAUAUAUAUAUAUAUAUAUAUAUAUGUAUCAAAAAAAUGUUGGCAAAUAUAUGUAAAUAUGCUCAUUUUAUUUUAUUUUUUAUAGUUUUUACUGUUCAAAGUAUUACAGAAAAGCCUCUACUCUCUAUAAAGUGGAACUUGUUAAACAGUAAAAAAAGCCUCUACUCUCUAUAAAGUGGAACUUGUUAAACAGUAAACAAAAAGACACUGAUCUGGAACUAAUCACUUUUUUCACUUAUUUUUAUUUGUUCUUUUUUGUUGUUACGGCUUUACUGAUUGUUCUUUUGCAAUCUAAAGAUGCCAACUUGCCUUGAUAAAAACAAAUGAAAGGUCUAUUCCACAGUAUUUAAAGACACUCCUCGUGAAUAAUUGUUUACAUAUGUUUAAUGCAUAUGCGAUCAGUCCAGCUUAUUUUGCAAUGCGGAAGUAAGCUAUUUUGUUUGAAUGGCUGCACCCACUCUUACCUUAAAAUGAAGGUGGAUGGCAUAUAUUUCCUAGCAGCAACUGUUAAAGGGAAUUUCAAGGACGUCACUUAAAAUGUGGCAUUAAGUUGCUAUAUUUGCCUUUAAAUGUUUUUUGGCCAAAUAUUAAAAAAUCUGUGUUGUUAUCUCUUAGAGAUGUAUUGUAGCUUUUUUCAAUUUAGAAGUGAAUUUGGCGUUAUCUUAAUUUAUAUAGUGUUUUUCUACCCCAUGAUGAUAUUUUAAAUCUAAUGUAUUGUAUUGAACAUGUAAACUAUAAUAAUAAACAUUCCUUUCAGUUACUGUAAAUAAGGUAUUUAUUUCUCAUUCAAGGUCGGUGGUCAUAAUAUCACAGCAAAUAAGUUCAAGAUAUUUCUGGAACACCGGAUACAAAACCAAAGAGUUCAUGUUCGAUGGUUGUUGAUGUGAGAGAAACUAGUUUUUCUUGUCAUUCUUACCAGCAUUGUUCUAGAGUACUGCUAAUGCUACUACAGUUAAAGCUGACAAAUUCAUAACAAAAUUAAUGGUAUCUUAAGAAAUAUGACAGGCAGACAGGCUGCAAAUGUAGGUCAUAAUAAGGGUAAAAGAUCAAGUUUCCAUGGAAAUAAAUGCACCAGGGAAACAUGAACUCAAAAUGGACCCUAUUUAUUUUCUUAAUGCACGUCACUGAACAUCCUGGUUUUACUCAGAAAUUUGUCAUGUUUUAGAAGUAAAAUGGGUUGCAAAUGGCAGUUCAUGGUCACUUUAAGUAUACCAGACCAUAAAAUAAAUCACAAUCUGUAAGUAUUCCAAAUCAUGAUGUAUUUUUUUUACCACCUUUUUCAUAAAUGCUUUAUGAACAACUGCUGUAUUUUUUUUUAAGUAUGUUGUACUGUUUUUCAAACACAAACUAUACUUUAUUUCAUUGGAAAAUGUUUUAUUGCCUAUACACAUGUCAGUCUUUUUCUCAUCUACAGACAAAACUGUUCUCUAUAGGACAUUUAUUGUAUAGACAUGAAAACACUUUGUAUUCAUAUUUUUUUAUUAAAAGAAACUGGCUGUAAAAAUGUAAUCUGUUCAUUUACAAGGAAAUAUAGUAGUAAUGUUCUGCAGAGUCUGAAAUUUAGCAUUUCAUAUAUUUUUGUUGUCAUUUCAUAUAUUUUGUAUGAUGUUUAACAUAUCAUGUAUUUUGUUUGUUUUUGCUUUAUUGACUUACAAUGACCUAUUUUUAUGUUAAUGCUUAAGUAAAUCAAUGCACAAUAAAAUCAGUGGUGCGUGCGCA
Molecule: messenger RNA, 3386 nt
Organism: Cyprinus carpio (common carp)
Lineage: Eukaryota; Metazoa; Chordata; Actinopteri; Cypriniformes; Cyprinidae
Product: endothelial cell-selective adhesion molecule-like
Exons: 7
Coding region: 1-1503 (500 amino acids)
Biological process (GO): homophilic cell-cell adhesion
Cellular component (GO): plasma membrane; adherens junction
Molecular function (GO): cell-cell adhesion mediator activity
Source: RefSeq, a predicted model, not a curated record